This is a messenger RNA of Brenthis ino (lesser marbled fritillary), 1026 nucleotides long. The record is from the annotation of a GenBank genome assembly. NCBI's taxonomy places the organism in Eukaryota, Metazoa, Arthropoda, Insecta, Lepidoptera, Nymphalidae.
AUGGCUAAGGUCAACAUACCAACAUUCAAACUAAACAAUGGGCUAGAAAUUCCUGCUUUAGGCUAUGGAACGUGGCUAGGUACCAACGAUAAAAAUUUGCAGGCUGAUUUUCUGAUAGGAGAUGCGCCUAAGCUCGUGGAAGCAAUGUCUUACGCCAUCGACGUCGGCUAUCGACACCUUGAUACCGCUCACUUGUAUCGAGUGGAACCAGAAGUAGGUUACGUUGUGAAGAAGAAGGUAGAAGAAGGAGUGGUGAAAAGGGAAGAUUUAUUUAUAACUACUAAGGUGUGGAACCAUAAUCACAGGCCUGCGGAUGUGGUAGCUUCAGUGAAGGGUUCUCUAAAGAGGAUGGGCUUAGAUUAUGUUGACUUGGUUUUAAUGCACUGGCCUAUGUCUAUUUCUGAGAACGGUGUUGAUGAGAAAAUCGACUAUUUAGACACUUGGAGAGGGUUCGAAUCUGUUUUGGAGCAAGGUCUUGCCAAAUCAAUUGGAGUUUCCAAUUUUAAUGUGGAACAGUUGACACGUCUUCUGAAAAACUGUAAAGUGGUGCCGUCGGUUAACCAAGUUGAAAUUAACUUGAACCUUGGUCAGAAAGAACUAGUGGAUUUCUGCCAAAAGAAUAACAUUUUGGUAGUAGCGUACACGCCGUUCGGCAAGAUGGUGCCGAGUCGGACCGACGACAGCCCCGCCGUCAAGUACGACGACCCCAUCGUUGGCUCUAUUGCUAAGAAACAUGGGAAAUCUGUUACGCAAAUAGCUUUGAGAUAUUUGUACCAACGCGGUAUCUGCAGCAUACCAAAAACAUUGACCAAAAGCCGGGUCAUCGAAAACGCAUCGAUAUUCGAUUUUGAAUUGGACUCGGAAGAUGUAUCGACUUUACAAAAAUUCGAUAUAAACUAUAGAACUGUUAAUCCGACGUUUUGGCAAAAUAUAGAAAACUAUCCGUUUGAUAAAGAAGAAACCGAUGUACCGGAAAUACCUGAAGUCCUAUUGAGAUGGAAAAAUGGUGCAAACCAAGAUAUUGAU